This is a messenger RNA of Cheilinus undulatus (humphead wrasse), 1793 nucleotides long. RefSeq names its product cilia and flagella associated protein 100 (gene cfap100). Lineage: Eukaryota; Metazoa; Chordata; Actinopteri; Labriformes; Labridae. The transcript is spliced from 13 exons. The record is from RefSeq and is a predicted model, not a curated record. The coding region runs from base 1 to 1653 and encodes 550 amino acids.
AUGAUGAACUUCCCUUGUGCUCUGUACUACCCUCCACCAGUGGGCAAGGCAACAAAUGGGGCCAAACUGGCCUACUGUUUUUCUGACAUGGGUGAGCUCCUACCAUUGCCAGCUGAUAAGAAGACAGCACAUGCUUAUAGAAUGGGGAACAAAAUGAAGGGGCUGGAAGGACAAGUGGAGGAGGCAGAGGAAGAAAGGAAGCAGUUGAAACAUACAAAAAAAAUCAAGAUGAAAUCAGUUUUUCAUAAACAAGCAUCUGUUCAACAUGAGCUACAGAUGGCAAUGAUGAAACAAGAAGAUCUUUUGAAAGACAGCAAACAUACCUUGGUCCUGAUGGAACGGCAGAAGGCAGUUCUUGAGUUAUCUCUAAUGACAAAGAAAUCUGCGAUUUUGAGGAUGGACAAGGCCAUUGCAAAAGAGGAAAGACAGUUGAUAGAGCUUGAGAGGAUCAUGGAGAAAGACAACCUUAAAUUUGAAGAGGUCCUUAGGGACAAUGAGAAGAAGUCAGUUGAGGCCAGAACACUUUUUGAAAUGGAGGCCAGGUCAAAACAGGAGAAGAACAUUAAGAUCAAGAAGCUAACAGCUGAAAUAGGAACUAUUAAAAGUGAAAUAGCCAAGUUUGAAGAGAUCCUGACUGACUACAAGCGAUAUAAAGAGCUUCUGUUCAAGUUGUCUCCUCAAGAGUGGCAGCAGACCCAGAAGACUCAAGCUUUCAAAGUUCUGUCUGCCAAAGACACUCUGGACAGACAGAGCAGGAAGUCUGAGAAGUCAGCUGUUUGGAAUGGUUUUGAGAGCAAAGUCUCCAGUCCAGGUACAGAGCUGCCCUCCAUGCGGAAAACCAAAUUGUCUUCAGCCCACAGCAAGACACUGCAAGGAAAUACCAACACACCAUUCUCAACCAAUACCAAAGGCCCUUCACUUGAUGAUGACAGCUCAGAAAAUGAGAAUGAGCCACUACUAUACUUCACUGAUCCUCAGCAGCUACUGAAUCUGGUUACAGAGCUAACAGAGCAAAAUUUAAACCUCAUUCAGAAUUCUUCAAAAGUGAUAGAGACUCUGGAGGGGUUUCAACAGUCAGUGGAGACAACCAGAAUGAAAAUGGAAAAGCACGAUGAGCAGCUAACAACGCAUAGAAACAAUAUGAAACAGAGAAUUGAUGAAGAGAAAGAAAAAGGCACCAAGCUCAAACAGAAGGUUCAGCUCCAUGUCUCACUGACCACAGAAGAUCAGGAUGUCAUGUGGGACAGUCUGGAUGGGAAGGUAGCAGUGGUCCAUCAUUGCUGUGUGGAUGACAGGAUAACUAACCUGAGCACCUUAGAGAAGCUGGCCAAUAUUGAAAGCUGUCUUUCGUCACUGCUACAGCGUGUUCAGAGCAUCCCUGAAGAAAACUUAGGGAUGAUGAAGAAGAUCAAGGAUAGUGAGAGGAGAAGCAGGCAUCGUGAGGAAAGACUGAAGGAGCAGAGAGAGAAACAGAAGGAAAAAAUGAGGAGGUACUUGGAAAAAUCACUGGCUGACUCUAAGAAAUUUAGUACAAGAAAGCUUUUGCCCAGAUGCAUGCCUGUUGCCCAGAAUAUCAGAGCAAGCCAUGUGGACAUCACCUCAGCUGAAGACGACAUCCAUGCUUUUCUUUUUAAAUCUUUGGAAAAAGACUGAAAAAAAAAAUCAAAGCUAUGUCAUUGUAUAACCAAGUGGAAUGAUGAAAAAAGUGUAAUUGAAAAUGUGUUAAAAACUAAUAUUUGGUUUCCUAUCCCUAUUAAUGUAAUCAUAUCAAAGAAAAUGACAAUCUACAUAAA